Messenger RNA from Oncorhynchus nerka (sockeye salmon), 4937 nucleotides. RefSeq names its product endothelial cell-selective adhesion molecule-like. The transcript has 8 exons. Gene Ontology annotation, biological process: homophilic cell-cell adhesion. Gene Ontology annotation, cellular component: adherens junction; plasma membrane. The record is from RefSeq and is a predicted model, not a curated record. Bases 443 to 2191 code for a protein of 582 amino acids. Lineage: Eukaryota; Metazoa; Chordata; Actinopteri; Salmoniformes; Salmonidae. Gene Ontology annotation, molecular function: cell-cell adhesion mediator activity.
UGUGCGCACAGGUGCAGGCGGGCAGGUGACCCGUUAUAACUGUCCACUUCGAGGGUAAGGAGGGGAGACUACUGUCUACAUUUCAACUCUGGAGAGAAAUGGAAAGCAGCACAUAUGUAAGGGUUUCAUGAGUAAAGUCAAGGGAAACAGAGCGUCGACUUCUCGACAAAUGGUUUCUUAUUUGACCGUGAACGGGGGAAGUGUACCAGCGCCAGUUCUCUGCAAUGUUUGCUCGGCGGACGGGAAAGCUGAAAUAAUUCAUAAACUAUUACCUUUCUAUACUGUCUAAGUUCUGCUUUCCGCGUUCACUUUGGCCAGAAGUGGAGCGGAUGAAAGCCCACUGAACAGGAGACGAACUUCAAAAAGACAACAGACGCCCACUCCCUUUGUAGACAAGUUUGCUAUUUGUCUUGCACAGGGCACGUGCGGUUCAUGUUGGGCAAUGGCGAUGUCUGGGAGAGUCCGAGCGCUCCUGUUAUUGUUAUGGAUUUUUCAAGGUGACUCCCAGCGGGUGGAGAUGCCCAGGAGAGAGAUGGAGGUGGUGAAGGGUCAGAUGGUGGUCCUGCAGGCCUGGUACAGCCCCACAUCUGAUAUCGGCAGGAACAGUGUCAUCUGGAACUUCAUGGCCAACGACUCCAAGCAGGUCAUCUCCUACAGUAACGGUGAGCCAGGAAUAGGUAGUCCUGAGUUCAGGAAGCGUGUUGGGUUCAGCCUGUCCAUGCCCUCGGCCAAUCUCUCCAUCUACAUCAACAACACCCAGGAGUCAGACUCAGGACGAUACCUCUGCAAUGUCAUCAUCCCUGGAGCCGCCGGACUCUCUGGAGAAAUGCGCCUUAAUGUCAAAGUCCCUCCCUCGCCUCCAGUGUGCUUGAUGACUGGGUCAUCUGUGCUGAACGGCAACGUGACACUGAGCUGUAAGUCCAGCUCGGGCAAACCCAUCCCUCAGUACAAGUGGACCAAGAAUGCCCCCAUGUCAGAGGUCUUCUUUUCCCCCAUGCAGAAAUGGAGAGCCUGCCCCUCGACCUUGCUUGUUCUAGGGUUCAUGGAUGAGAGGCAAGGCACCCUCAGGCUGAGUAACCUCACUAAGAGCAUGUCAGGGAAAUAUGUGUGCCGAGCUAGCAACACUGCCGGCUCUGACACUUGCUCUAUCAACCUGGAGGUCUUCACCUCCUCUAAUGCUGGAGCGAUUGUUGCUGCUACUCUGGGGUCCAUCGUGGCACUAGUAGCCAUCAUACUCUUCCUCAUCUUCAUACUGAGGAGGAGAGACCAUGAAGAGGAGGAGCUAGCUAAUGAUAUCAAGGAGGAUGCCCAGGCACCCAAGCGUGUUUCCUGGGCAAAGAGCGGCACAGGCUCAGACCUCCUCUCCAAAAAUGGCACGCUGUCCUCCAUAGCCACGACCCCGCAUCUACGAGACCCCCAGCAGCCCAACAACUUCCGCUACCCUUACCCCACUGCUCCGGCCUCUGACACAGGCUCUGUGUUCAAUGCCUACCGCCUUCGGCCUGGAGAACCCAACACCUUGCAGGGCCUCCCAGGGUACAUCAGUGGCACACCUCCACCCAGGCACACCAGACCCCCCUGUGUUGCAAACAAAAUUGAUGCCACCUCUCCACACAGGCACAGUCGACCCCCCAGUUCUAACCACAUCAGUGGGACUCUACCCCCUGGCCACACCCGGCCCCUCAGCACUAGUAUCAUUGUUGACACCCCUCCCCAUGGGUUCAGUCAACCCCCCAGUCCUAACCAUGUUGGUGUCACCUCUCCACAUGGGCACAGCAGACCCCCUAGCUCUAACAACAUUGGUACCCCCUCCCCACAUGGGAACAGUCAACCCCCAAGUUCUAACAAUAUCGGUGCCCCCUCUCCACAUGGGCACAGCAGACCACCAAGCUCGAACCACAUUGGCGGUAGCACUCCACACAGGCACAGUCGACCUCCCAGUUCCAACCACAGCCGACCUCCCAGCAUCAGUAGCAUUCCUCACUAUGGACACAGCAGAUCCUCCAGUUCUAACGGUGCCCCACCUCAUUCCCCACCUGGCCACAUGGUCACAGACCCCGAGAAGACUGAGGGGGCCCAGCCCCAGGUGCCACACCCUCUCACCUCGCCAAUCAGCUCCACCACCCUGGCCCGUAUAGGUGCUGUGCCCGUCAUGGUGCCCGCUCAGAGCCAGGCUGGAUCACUGGUAUAGCCCACUGGAGUGUCUCACGUUUGACUUUUGAACACAAACUGAAGCAAAUGGAUAAAGACUUCCUCAAAGUAAGACUGUAUAGAGGAGAGAAGGAUUUGCUACAAAUUAAAAUCACUUUUUAUUGCAGUUGUUCAAAGUAGAAUGAAGAACUCAUGCUAAAGAAGACAAAUGAGAAAUUAUGACACUUGUGGAAUCGACUGUAUUCAAGUUCAAAGACUUGUUUUUGCUGUUUUCAAAUACCAUGAUCAGAGUCUUUAAGGUUAAAACAAGGCCUAUUCUCUAAAACAUUGUUUGUGAAUCCAUAUAUUUGACUUAGUAGUGGCCAAAAGUUUUGAGAAUGACAUAAAUAUAAAUUUCCUGCUUCAGUGUCUUUAGAUAUUUUUGUCAGAUGUUACUAUGGAAUACUGAAGUAUAAUUACAAGCAUUUCAUAAGUGUCAAAGGCUUUUAUUGACAAUUACAGGAAGUUGAUGCAAAGAGUCAAUAUUUUCAGUGUUGACCCUUCUUUUUCAAGACCUCUGCAAUCCGCCCUUGCAUGCUGUCAAUUCACUUCUGGGCCACAUCCUAACUGAUGGCAGCCCAUUCUUGCAUAAUCAAUGCUUGGAGUUUGUCAGAAUGUGUGGAUUUUUGUUUGUCCACAUGCCUCUUGAGGAUUGACCACAAGUUCUCAAUAGGAUUAAGGUCUGGGGAGUUUCAAAUCAAAUUUAUUUAUAUAGCCCUUCGUACAUCAGCUCAUAUCUGAAAGUGCUGUACAGAAACCCAGCCUUAUGAACAUAUUUAAAUACAGUAUAAAAGACGUGUUUUUGGAAAAAGGUUUUGUAUUUCAAUUUCAAUCAGAACAUUUAUUUUUUACACUUGUACAGCGGUUGAAAAACUGUGUUUUUGUAUCUGAAUAAAAACUGGCCAUGGACCCAAAAUAUCGAUGUUUUGUUCCCUGAGCCAUGUAGUUAUCACUUUUGCCUUAUGGCAAGGUGCUCCCUCAUGCUGGAAAAGGUAUUGUUCGUCACCAAACUGUUCCUGGAUGGUUGGGAGAAGUUGCUCUCAAAGGAUGUGUUGGUACUAUUCUUUAUUCAUGGCUGUGUUCUUAGGCAAAAUUGUGAGUGAGCCCACUCCCUUGGCUGAGAAGCAACCCCACACAUGAAUGGUCUCAGGAUGCUAAACAGGGCUGAUGGUAGCGCUCACCUUGUCUUGUCCGGACAAGCUUUUUUCCGGAUGCCCCAAACUAUCGGACAGGGGAUUCAUCAGAGAAAAUGACUUUACCCCAGUCCUCAGCAGUCCAAUCCCUGUACCUUUUGCAGAAUAUCAGUCUGUCCCUUAUGUUUUUCCUGGAGAGAAGUGGCUUCUUUGCUGCCCUUCUUGACACCAGGCCAUCCUCCAAAAGUCUUUGCCUCACUGUGCAUGCAGAUGCACUCACACCUGCCUGCUGCCAUUCCUGAGCAAGCUCUGUACUGGUGGUGUCCCGAUCCCACAGCUGAAUCAACUUUAGGAGACGGUCCUGGCGCUUGCUGGACUUUCUUGGGUGCCCUGAAGCUUUCUUCACAACAAUUGACCCGCUCUCCUUGAAGUUCUUGAUGAUCCGAUAAAUGUUUGAUUUAGGUGCAAUCUUACUGGCAGCAAUAUCCUUGCCUGUGAAGCCCUUUUUGUGCAAAGCAAUGAUGACGGCACGUGUUUCCUUGCAGGUAACCAAUGGAUGACAGAGGAAGAACAAUGAUUCCAAGCACCACCCUCCUUUUGAAGCUUCCAGUCUGUUAUUCGAACUCAAUCAGCAUGACAGAGUGAUCUCCAGCCUUGUCCUCGUCAACACUCACACCUGUGUUAACGAGAGAAUCACUGACAUGAUGUCAUCUGGUCCUUUUGUUGCAGGGCUGAAGUGCAGUGGACAUUUUGGGGGGGGGGUUCAGUUCAUUUGCAAAGCAAAGAGGGACUUUGCAAUUAAUCUGAUCACUCCUCAUAACAUUCUGGAGUAUAUGCAAAUUGCCAUCAUACAAACUCAGGCAGCAGACUUUGUGAAAAUGUAUAUUUGUGUCAUUCUCAACUUUUGGCCACGACUGUAUAUACAUGUUUUAUAUGCCAGUUACAACAAUUGACGAGGGUUUGCCUGGAGAGAAUGUAUGCUCAUCAACUCACACCAUCGUGUUGACACUAAGCACAUUACUGCUCAUAGAGAUGUAAAGCGUUCUUCUCAGGCCAACUGUCCAUGUGGAGUUGUGAUCACCCCAGUAGAACAGACCAUUUUAUAGACAAGAAAGUGUCGACCCAUACUUGUAUCUAAUAAGAAUAUUUGUGGUUUUAUUACAUUUAUGUACACAGAGAAUAUAUUACUAAUCUCAAUUAGGUAGCUGGAAUGUAUAAUUCAUCAAUGACAGAGAUCUGGGUUUUAAAUAUUCUUCCCUUAACGGCAAAAGGUCUCGUGCAGUCAAUUGUAAUUUCCUGUGUUUUGAGGUUGGAAUACUGUGAAAUUAUAAUGGCCAUUUAGUGUAAGAGCUGCUUGAGAAAUUGGUCAUUGUUUUCAAUAAAAAAUGUAGCAACUUCAUUGUUAUCCAGAAAUGAUUUGAUCGAGAAACAGCUGCAUUGGACCUUUAAAACAUUGUUCAUGCAGUACCAAAUAUUAUAUAAAAUCUCAGUCAUCCAACCCAUCUAGAUGAUACAUUUAAUUGUGUUUUAUGAUUAAACUGAAUCAUGAGAACCAAACUUGCUCAUGUUUCAAAUGUUGCCGCCAUAACUGAAUGUGCAGGAGAGGCUGUGAUG